GGCCCCGCCCUUCCCGGGUCCCGGGCCCGCCCUCCUUCCUCCCCCGGUCUGGCUCCGCGAGCAGGGCUGGGGGGCUGAGAGCCUGGCCCCCGCCUCGACGUCGGUCGCUGCCUGGAGUAGCCGCGAGCCUGCGGACCAGCGCCGGCUGAGCACCCCCGCGCCGAGCCACACCGGUGCUUUGCUGCACUCCCAGGAAAACAAGGAACCAGGAGUUUCCUGACAACUUGGAGAGAAGUCAUACUUCUCUUCACAGGAAUUAAAAUCUUACCCACAUCAUUCAUCCUGUAUCCAAGAAAACCCUCUUCUGGGAAAGCAUAAGGAAAAGAAAAGGAAAAGAAAAUACAUGCUGCUUCUGCUUCUGCUUCUGCAGUGCCAACGCCAGCCAUCAUGUGGAUUGGUGGUGGGUUUGGUGAGCUGUUGUCACAAAUUAUCUGGCUGUGUGGUGUCACCUGGCCUCUGCAUGGUCUCCCUCCCACAUUAUGCCUGAUGGAAAAUGGCCUCAUUACUUCUGUAUUUCUCCAAGGCCCUUCCUCUUUGCCUAGCCUGCAUGGUGAAAGGUCAAUGAAAAUAAAACCAGUUUCUCCCAGAGGUCACAGUGCAGUUGUACUGUUGUUGUGUUAAGCUAUGGAAACAGUGGAGAGGAAGAGAAGAUCAGGGGUUGGAGCUGAGGCUGAGCAGUUUUCUUGAGGGGUUUCAUCUUCCAAGGAAAGAUCUUUCUGAGCCAUUGAAGAUGCAAGGCUUUGGUAAGCACUUGAAAUCCAUCUCACUUCUCCCUCGUGCAAUGAGGAUAAUGUACUAGAUAAAAUGCCUUUAUUCUUCUUCCUCUUUGGUCUCCUCCUCCUCCUCCUCCUCCUCCUCCUCCUCCUCCUCUUCUUUUUUCACUUUCCUGGUAGUAGCUAUUCUUCUUGGAAGAGCAGAAUCUCAGAAUUCAAAGGCCAGGUAACUGAGAAAGGGAGCUGCCUAUCCUUCUAACUGGUGGGCACCUGGCUGUCUGAGCCAGGGCACAGAUUCCAGACUCUCCUUGGGUUGCUGUGUCUUGGGAUUUGACAUUUUAACUUUUCCUCCUUACUAACCACAUCUCUUCUCCUUUAAUUUUAGCCCAGGACACUUUGUUGGCUCUCAGGUGGGUUUGGGGAAUAACAUCCUGGCACCUGCCCCCUCUUGCUGAAUGUGAGCAUCCAUCAGGGAGCUGGCUCCUUAUCCUGGUGAAGCCUGAACAGAGCUGAGAAAUGGGCAGUUUGCCUUCUAGCAGCCCAUCCUAUGACUGAAUGGCUUAUUCUGAGGAGCAAGGAGGGGUCCCCUGUGGUUUCAUCCGCCAGAAUUCCGGCAACUCCAUUUCCCUGGACUUUGAGCCCAACACGGAGUACCGGUUUGUGGAACAGCUGGAAGAACGUUACAAAUGUGCCUUCUGCCACUCAGUGCUUCACAACCCGCACCAGACAGGGUGCGGGCACCGCUUCUGUCAGCACUGCAUCCUGUCCCUGAGAGAAUUAAAUGCAGUCCCACUCUGCCCUGUAGAUAAGGAGGUUAUCAAAUCUCAGGAGGUGUUUAAAGACAAUUGCUGCAAAAGAGAAGUCCUGAACUUAUAUGUGUAUUGCAAAAAUGCUCCUUCAUGUAAUGCCAAGAUUAUUCUGGGGCGAUACCAGGACCACCUCCAGCAAUGCCCGUUUCAAGCCGUGCAGUGUUCUAAUGAGAACUGUCAGAAGCCAGUCCUUCGGAAAGAUCUGAAAGAACAUUUGAGCGCAUAUUGCCAGUUUCGAGAGGAAAAAUGCCUUUAUUGCAAAAAAGAUGUGGUAGUAAUCAAUCUACAGAAUCAUGAGGAAAACUUGUGUCCUGAGUACCCAGUAUCUUGUCCUAACAAGUGUUUGCAGAUGAUUCCAAGAUCUGAGGUGGAUGAACACCUCGCUGUGUGUCCUGAAGCUGAACAAGACUGUCCUUUUAAGCACUAUGGCUGUACUGUAAAGGAUAAACGGGGGAACCUGCUGGAGCAUGAGCAUUCAGCCUUACGGGACCACAUGCUUCUGGUUUUAGAAAAGAACUUCCAGUUAGAAGAACAGAUUUCUGAUUUAUAUAAGAGCCUAGAACAGAAAGAAAGUAAAAUCCAGCAGUUAGCAGAAACAGUAAAGAAAUUCGAAAAGGAGUUCAAGCAGUUUGCACAGCUACUCGGCAAAAAUGGAAGCUUCCUCUCAAACAUCCAGGCUCUUGCCAGUCUCAUUGACAAGUCCGCUUGGCUAGAAGCUCAAGUGCGUCAGUUAUUACAAGUGGCUAACCAGCAACAAAAUAAAUUUGAUCUGAGGCCUUUGGUGGAAGCGAUUGAUACAGUGAAGCAGAAAAUUACUCUACUAGAAACCAAUGAUCAAAGACUAGUUGUUUUGGAAGGGGAGACUAACAAACAUGAUGCCCACAUUAAUAUUCAUAAAGCACAGCUGAAUAAAAACGAAGAACGAUUUAAACUGCUAGAAGGUGCCUGCUAUAACGGAAAGCUCAUCUGGAAGGUGACAGACUAUAAGACGAAGAAGAGGGAGGCACUCGAUGGGCACACGGUGUCCAUCUUCAGCCAGCCCUUCUACACCAGCCGGUGCGGCUACCGGCUCUGUGCUAGAGCAUACCUAAACGGGGAUGGGUCCGGGAAGGGGACGCACCUGUCGCUGUACUUCGUGGUGAUGCGAGGGGAGUUUGACUCACUGUUGCAGUGGCCAUUCAGGCAGAGGGUGACCCUGAUGCUUUUGGACCAGAGUGGCAAAAAGAACCACAUUAUGGAGACCUUCAAGGCUGACCCCAAUAGCAGUAGCUUUAAAAGACCUGAUGGAGAGAUGAACAUUGCGUCUGGCUGCCCCCGCUUUGUGGCUCAUUCCACUUUGGAGAGCGCCAAGAACACCUACAUUAAAGAUGACACCGUGUUCCUGAAAGUGGCCGUGGAUUUAACUGACCUAGAGGAUCUCUAGUCCCUGUUUCUGGGGGUGAUGAAGGACUUGUUGGGUCCAGAACCAUGGAGGAGGACACCUGUGAUUAUCAUAUGGACUGACAUUGAACUUAGUACACAUUUGUAUUUGGCUUCUUGCCACUUGGUGUUUGAAGGCAGUUUAAAACUUCUCAAGUGCUAUCUUCUUUUUACGUUUUACUCUAUCCCAGUUUGAAACUUAAAACCUUAGAAUAUUCUCUCAUUAUUUAUAUUUUUAUAUUUCUUGAAAGAUGUUAAGUUUCUUGAAAGCGAGGUCUGGGGCAUAUCUGUUUUACUGGUGCUUAGCAUAGCGUCUCAUGGUAGGCACUAUGUGAAAUGUUACUGAGGACACAGAGGAAGAAUUGAAAAUGCUUUGGUAUUUUAUUAUUUGGCCUGCUGAUUCUAGACCUGACCAUAAGCCUGCAAAAGCCAUCUUCCAGGGUAGACUACUCCAGUUAAGUAGUUGGGUGAUGUACUUUCAAAGACCAUAAGCCCAGUUUGGACCAGACUUUAUUUGGUCAAAUACAAAAUUUGUGGAAAUUACUACACCUCUAAAUAUUUUCAUUAAAAAUUACCAGUAGUCACCAAGUACAGUUUUGCAAGGCUGUGUUAGAACUGGUGAAUAGAGGAAGCAUAUUUAUUCUUCCUGUUGAAGUAAACAGAAAGUACUGCACUGUGUGUGUGUGUGUGUGUGUGUGUGUGUGCGCGCGCAGAGAGAGAGAGAGGGAGAGAUAGUUUAUACAUAUAUAUGGAGAUAUAGUCCUCCAACUAAAGCUCAUAUUUUAUUACGUACAACCAUGUGAAAAAAAGCUGUUUUCAUAGGUCAGAAAAGGUCAAGUAUUAACAGUUUCAUAAGGUUCAAUUUAGUAGAUAUGUAUGUACAUGUAUAUGUAUGUAUACACCUAGUUUAAAAGUAUGUUGGUAAUAAUAGUAAGUUACUGUGAGGAUGGGUAGAAUUUAGUACAUGAUGGAGAAAAAUGUCAUAAAUGGAUAAGAGGAAUUUAAACCUAGGGAGAACACCAUUAUUAUUCCUAUGGUGUCAGAAGUAUUCUCAUCCCAAACUGAUUGCUAAAAGCAGUAUCUCCUAUUCUUUUUGAAAGAACUUCUGAAUUCAUAAACUGAUAUGAAAAUGGGCAUUUAUAUAAACCUGUGACUUUUCUUGUUGAAGUUGUGAGUACUUUGUGAGGAACAGAAAUGAUUCUGUUCUUACGCAUCUGUCUGUGUGGGUCUAUCUACGAGGGUGUGUGUACCAGUCAAGUGAAUCCCAGUUUUCCUGAGCCCUCCUUUGUUGUUAUGCAACUCAGUGUUUCCUGACAUUCAAGCCGACUCCCUUGAGUGUGUGGGGAUAAAGUGCCCUGGGCUGAGGGCCACUUAAUGCAGCUUACCCGAGUGAGGACCGUGUACCUUAUAGCUUUUGAGCAGUCGAUCUGAUAAAAUAAACAUGAUUUUUAUACCAGUGGCUUCUGGAAUAAUUGAGACUUUCUUAAUCUCUUCUCUGAAAAAUUUCAAGAUGCUAAAGACUCAUCUUGCAGAAAUCAUCCCAAAGACUUAAAGAAAUAAGUUCACAAUGGAAACAUACUAAAGAACAACACUGUAGCUGCUGGUGAACUCUGGCACAAUUGAUGGUCAACAGAUUGACCUCACACACACUCAGGAAGCAUUUCUGUAGAUCACAGAGCCAGACCCAGUGGUUCUGUGUGUUUGUUUUCAAUGUUCCUAAUCCAGUCCAAGUCCUUGGGAGUAGAAGAUCAUAUUGUUGUAAUUAGUUUUAAGUGGGUAUGAAAAACAUUUUAAAGUGAAUUUAUCAAAAUACUGGUUUUGUGUUCUAACCAGCUUCUCUACAUAAAAAGCUUCAAUCAUGGCA
This is a messenger RNA of Acinonyx jubatus (cheetah), 4805 nucleotides long. It is a transcript of the gene TRAF5, whose product is annotated as TNF receptor associated factor 5. Gene Ontology annotation, biological process: regulation of apoptotic process; positive regulation of canonical NF-kappaB signal transduction; protein K63-linked ubiquitination. Gene Ontology annotation, cellular component: plasma membrane signaling receptor complex. The record is from RefSeq and is a predicted model, not a curated record. The transcript is spliced from 12 exons. Gene Ontology annotation, molecular function: zinc ion binding; tumor necrosis factor receptor binding; thioesterase binding. Bases 1269 to 2945 code for a protein of 558 amino acids. Lineage: Eukaryota; Metazoa; Chordata; Mammalia; Carnivora; Felidae.